Messenger RNA from Pseudomassariella vexata, 300 nucleotides. RefSeq lists its product as uncharacterized. Lineage: Eukaryota; Fungi; Ascomycota; Sordariomycetes; Amphisphaeriales; Pseudomassariaceae. The record is from RefSeq and is a predicted model, not a curated record. The transcript is spliced from 3 exons. Bases 1 to 243 code for a protein of 80 amino acids.
AUGAAAGGAUCGAAUCCGGAGUCUAAUGAGGACAGAAACCCAGUCAAAGAUGACUCCGAAAGCGAUUCGUCUCUCUGCUCAGCAUAUGAUGGUGAUACACCGGUCAAGCCAAAGCACAUGUUUUCGUCAGAGACGUCUCAGGCUUCCAUGUCCAAAGAGAAGGUUGACGAGUAUAUGAACACGGUGAAGGGUGGCGGCGAUCCAGUUACCGCGAUGGCCUAUUGGAGGAAUCCUUCCCAGUAGCGCACCGAGCGAAAGAAGGCUGGUCUUCAAUUUUCUUCUAUAUCGUCAGAAUCAGAC